AAUUGUUGAUUUUUUAUCUUAAAUAAAAUAAAAUUAUUUUCACCGUAAAAGAUAAAUGUUAAAAGGCAUUUUUUGUGAAUAAAUUCGAUUACAUAAUAAAUUUAGAAGUUCUACAUAACUCUAAUUCGUGAAGGUUUUCGAAUUUGUUUAUGGACAACAAAAAAAUCAAAACAAUAAUGAAUUCUUCAUUCAAGGGAAGGUUUUUCCCUAAUGAAUGUUACAUUUGCAAAUCGAGGGAAAAUUUAAGAAGAUGUUUUUGCAACAUGAUUUCCUAUUGCUCCAAGGAACAUCGAUUAAAACAUUUACCAGUUCACGAGACAUUCUGCAAAACAGUUCAAAAAGUAUUAAAAGAAAAAAAAAUAUCGCACAUUAAUGAAAAGUUUAUUGCUGGAGAAAAACUUUGGAAGGAAACCUCAGAAGAUAUCAUUGAAUUUGAAAAAAAAUUAGAAAGAUGUAUGACUCCUUUGGAACUAUCAAUGUGGAUUCGUCCCCGAGUCUGUUUCGCUUGUAAUAAUUCUAAAGGUUAUUUAAAAAACUGUACAGAUUGUCCAAUUGCAAGUUUUUGCUCUCUUCACAAUUACAAUGAUGCAGGGCAUUAUCGAACUUGCCAAUUGAUGAAUAGAUAUUUAAAAACAUUAUCGGUAGCAGAGGAAUUAGAUAUUGAUAUGCAAUUUUUACCCUCGUGUUUCCCUUAUAUUACAGAAGAGAGAUUUGAAUUUUUAGAUCCACUCACUUAUACGGGUUAUAAUGAAUGUUAUGAGUCACAAUAUACUGAGUCGAUAUCAACGAAAGACGAAUUAAUAAAUUUUAUUAACAUUGUUACAAAAUUGAUAGUUGCUUUAGGAAAGAUAUACGAUGACACAGUUCCAGAUGAAAUUGUCCUUCAUAUCGAUUCAUUUACCAAUGACCAUGCAAUUAUAAACGCAAAUUAUUGGGAAUUCUUUUUGCAUGUUAAUCCGGUAAGGAAUUUAAAAAUUGUCAUCACUGGAAACAAGAUAUUAAAAUCCAAUUUGGAGAAUUAUUCCCUUUGUGAAAAUUGUGUUUCUUCGGAGAGAACAUUGUCUGUUGAAAAGUGUACCUUAACCUACGAAGAUUAUAUGUUACAAGACAAUUAUCAAGUACCGGAUGUUCUUUUUUAUUUCAGAAUUGAAUAUGACCGGAAUUUUGAAAAAGCCAAUAAAUGGAAUGAAAUUGGUUGCCCCGUUAUUUCAUUGAUGGUUUCAAAUUCUAUAAUUUCAGCUGAACAGCCGUAUUUUCUUUUGUUUUUGAUUGCAAAUUUUCGAAUUAUUUUCAAUGGAGAAAUUGAAACAUUUUUUGAUGAUGUUGAUGAAAUUAAAAGAGACAAUUAUUUCAUAAUUUUUCGAUCAAAGAGUAUUAAAAAACAAGAAAUAUCACCUGCGGAUAAUUCCAGCGAGAAUGACGACACGAGUUUAAAUUCAACAAAAGAUGAUUCAAUAUUAAUUGAGAAUAAUAAUGAAAAAGUAUGUGAAGAAAAAAUUGCAGAAGAUAAUUCCAGUAAUAAGGGAGCUCCAGCAAGUGAAAUUGAAAAACAAAAUCUCAAAACUAUUUCACCUUCUUCGUCUUUUUCUUCUUUUACAAUUGUAUCAGAACACGAAGAAGGAGAUAAUAAUGUUGAGAAAAAUGUAAAUGAUAAUAACUCGAAAGCAGAUGAUGAUUUAGAAUCUCAUUGUAAAGAGAACGAGACUCUUUCUAAAGAUAACGAGUCUCUAUUUACAGAGAAUUCGUCUCUUAAAACUGAGAACGAAAAAUUACAACAUAAAUUAAGUUCAUCACUCGAUGAAGUGGCAAAAUUACAACAAAAAUUGAAUUCAUCGACCGAUGAAGUGGCAAAAUUACAACAAGAAUUGAAUUCAUCGACCAAUGAAGUGAAAAAACUACAACAAGAAUUGAAUUCGUCGACCAAUGAAGUGACAAAACUACAACAAGAAUUGAAUUCGUCGACCGAUGAAGUGGCGAAACUGCAGAAAAAAAUUGUGAAAUUUGAGAAAAAUGGUUUUCAAUUAAAUGAGAAGAUUCAAUCGAUAGACGAAAUUGUGCAAAAAUUGAAGAUGGAGACGUCGCUUCAGAUUGAAAACGAAAAUUCUUAAAAUUGGUUAAAAAAAAUACUUAUUAGAGUCAACACGAAAAUUUUUGUUUUUAAAUUUAAACUAAAAUUUCUUUUCAAUUACAAUUUAACCUACAAUGUAAUACUUAUUAUUUUUCUACAUGUUAACGAUUAUUAUGGUUUCGUAGAAAUAAUUAAACAUACGAAAGGUAAUGUAAUUAUAUCUUUAUAAAAUAUAAUUAAAAA
Leptopilina heterotoma is the source of this 2311-nucleotide messenger RNA. Its product is annotated as suppressor of Mek1-like. The record is from RefSeq and is a predicted model, not a curated record. The transcript is spliced from 2 exons. NCBI's taxonomy places the organism in Eukaryota, Metazoa, Arthropoda, Insecta, Hymenoptera, Figitidae. The coding region runs from base 150 to 2108 and encodes 652 amino acids.